This is a messenger RNA of Hypoxylon trugodes, 588 nucleotides long. RefSeq lists its product as uncharacterized. The coding region runs from base 101 to 565 and encodes 154 amino acids. Lineage: Eukaryota; Fungi; Ascomycota; Sordariomycetes; Xylariales; Hypoxylaceae. The record is from RefSeq and is a predicted model, not a curated record. The transcript is spliced from 2 exons.
UUAUUUCAUCACUAUCCUCAUCAGACUAAGAACUCCAUUUCACCAUCAAAAUUUCACACAAUAUACCAUCACUCUCAAUUACCAAAUCCUAUCUUUCAUCAUGAAGGCAUCCGCAGUCAUCAGUCUCUUAGCAGCCGCUGGCUUUUCAGCUGCCGUACCAUCAUCCAACCAGAUUAGAUCUAUUGGUGACGUGCUCCCGAACCUCAAGCGUGACGUCUCGGGCGCCGGCUUCACUCACGUCGGAUCUGACAACGUGGUGCGCACCUUUGACAAGAACUUCAACGUGGUCGACUUCGCGCAACUCGAUGACCGGGCCGCAGACGGAAAUUGGCCUAGAAGCCCAAGCGUUGACGUCCUCAACGAGGCCAAGCAGGCUAAGGCCCGUGCCGAGGCGCAGGUCUCCAAGCCACAGAAGCCUCGCACCCCUCUAGACGAUAGACAGGAGAAGAGCUGUGUUAGCGAGAACUGCCCUAACGACGAAUUCUGUACGGGCCUCUCGGUCUAUGGUUACGACUGCUCUUCCUGCCUAUUUGUUACCCAGAACAUCGGAAACUGCCAGCAGUAAUGGGUCUUUCAGGGAAAACAUAG